Messenger RNA from Geodia barretti, 2496 nucleotides. NCBI's taxonomy places the organism in Eukaryota, Metazoa, Porifera, Demospongiae, Tetractinellida, Geodiidae. The record is from the annotation of a GenBank genome assembly.
CACGUGCUCAAGGUCACGGGGUCGCCGUUAAUUAAUUGUAUGUACGACGACUAGAAGAGAGAGCAAGAGAAUCAUGUCGAUGCGAGACAAGCUGGGCCCUGCAAUGGCCAAUCUACUACCAGUGGUACCAAUCAUGGUACCUCUGGCCGCGCACUUUGUGAUGACCAACUUUGCAAUGCUGGAGACGAUGUCAGUUGUGGCCAAGGCCAGCAUAUGGCUCCCACUCACCUACAUCUUCUACAACAUCAUCUUCUUUUACGUCGGGAUCUGGACACUCCAGGACAAAGAAAAUAUCCUUCCUGUCGCCGUGGUACAUGCGUUGCUCUUCACCCCUUAUAAAUUGUAUCUAAGUCAGGUGCCUUGUUUCCCCUAAAGUAUGUACAUGUAUGCUGGGGAUAGGUUCAACCUGUGUAAGGAGUCAAACACAUGCACGAUAGUGUUUUGUGUGUACUUAGUUCAUGUUUGUGGUGGUGGUGAGUGCUCUCAAUGACAUCAUCAUGCUAGGAGCCAACUACUCAAAUGCCAGUGACACAUUCGACCAUUAUAACAAUGGUGCUGAAGGAAUGUGGAGAUUUUCAGCUGGGUAUCCUUUCCACUGCCUCCCUUUCCCAUUCAUUUCUCCUUGUUCUGUACUAUCAAGCACUAUACACACACAUAAAGCAAUUUGUCUUUCCUCAUGUUCCAUCUUCUUCCCCAGCCUCUUACAACUAUGACCUCUAACCCUUGGCUUUGUAUGCUCCAAAUUGUGUGUUGAGGGCUUAAUCCUUGGGAUGAGGCUAUACUAUAUACUCAUUAAUGGUUCCCUGUCUUCCUUGACUGGUGGUGUGCGUCAUACAGAAUGAUGAUCCUGAAUCUCGUCGCAAAACCUUUCACCAUUGCUCUGUCGUGUGUCUCCAUCUACUUCCGUACCCGACCUGGCAUGCCAGGCUCCUCCACUGCUGGUGGUGCCUACCAGCCAGUUGGGGAACACGCAGGAAACUAGGGCUGUUAGUGGAGGCUUUUAGCCGUCGCUAAGUAUUGUGUGUAAUCACAAUCAAAUUUGUAGUGUAUAAACAAUUAUACGACGAGUAUUGUUAGGGUCAAUGUGAUAUACAGUGCAGUAGCGUAUCGUCACCGAUCGAAUCCCGGUCAUGUUUCACGGAUGAGGCUCGUAGUGGUUCUACGGUCGGGCGUGUGCGUACGCCGUUGUGGGAGACGAAGAAACGGACCGGAGCAGUAGCCGGAGAUUAUGGCGGCGACUGGGCAUGGGGGGCGAGAAAGAUCGAUGCCGGGGCGCGCCACCUCCCAACCGGCUCUACCGCGACUCAACGCCCGCGCCAAACAUACCAAACAGCUGGUACGUCAACAGGCGUCACUAGACUCCCUACUCUCACCUGACCACACCCCCGAGCAUGUCGUCAUAGAGACAGUCAACUCGGAAGGGGAGGCCGUACUUUGGAAGGUGUUUGUUACGGAGGUGAAUGGAAUCAGGAUGCUGGACUUGUACGGUGGGUGUGGCCAAGAUGAGCAGUUACCACGGCGACCUCCUCUCACUCAGCUGCCUAGUGAAGUGUGUGAUCUGAUCCACUUGAAGAGACUGUGGGCCAGCCACAACCUCCUCACCUCCCUCCCUCCCUUCCUUCCCCGUCUUUCCCAUCUCCACCAACUCUUCCUCCAGGAAAACCAGUUUAGCCAGUUUCCCACGGCAGUCUGCUCCCUCCCCUCCCUCCACACUCUCUGGCUCAGUCAUAAUCGCAUUCCCGAGAUUCCCGAUGACAUCACCAAUCUCUCAUUGCUACAGCGACUCCACCUGGACCACAACCAAAUCAGUGUUUUCCCCGACUCUUUAACCCUUCUGCCUCACCUCACGGUCCUCUACCUCAACAACAACAAUCUGCAGACACUCAGCCAAGACAUUGGAAGACUGGCAACCCUAGAGCAUCUUAUUCUCCAUGACAACCUGAUAACAGAGCUACCUCGCGGUGUGACUGACCUCGCCGCAGUACAAAGAUUCGACCUACGCCACAAUCAACUGAAACACCUGUCAAAAGAGUUUCGUUCGUUUCAGGCAGAGAAAAGCUCCACCGGAGGGAAGAUAUUGACGGCGGGGAACCCCCUUGAUAAGACGCUAACGAGGAUGCUGUCCGUGGAGCAGACCAGCCCCUUGCUGCGUCCCCGUACCAUGUCAUUCCCGCUGACUGGGUACGGGACACGGCGCAAGUCAGAGUCAACUCCAAGCCCCUCCCCCUCCCCCUCACACCAUCGUCGUCACAUCUUCUAUCACUCCCAAUCUGAAGACCGAGCAUGAGCCAGUGAUUACAUCAUCACCGAAACGUUAUAUUCAAUCAGCAAUGUUUUUAAUUUGUCACUUUCAGUAUUUUUACAGUGCUUAUGUUACAUUACAUCAUCAGUGAAGAUAAUUUUCUUGCAGUCACAAUAUGCAGGAGUUCACACUAUUUCAUCAGACCAGACAGCCAACUAUAUGAGUGGUUUCCUGGCUGGUCGUCAUGGAGUGUG